Messenger RNA from Paramecium octaurelia, 577 nucleotides. The record is from the annotation of a GenBank genome assembly. Lineage: Eukaryota; Ciliophora; Oligohymenophorea; Peniculida; Parameciidae.
AUGUAAGAGAUAUAGUAAGUUAACUGUGCUUUGGAAGAUCAAAAAUAGGGUAUUAUAAUUUUUAAAGUGAGAUAUCUUGCAAACCUCCAAUAAUUUACUGACCAUUACAGAUUUUAUUAUCAGUGUAAACGGAAACUUCAUUCCAUCCAUCAAGUAAAUUAAGGAGAGGGUCAGUAAAAAAACUAAUCAANGUUAAGAUUUCUCAAGGCGAUAAAAAGAACUUGAAAAGAACAAAUUUGAAUUUCAUCAUUUAAUCAGAGAUCUUCCUCCAUAAAAUCAAUAUAAUGCGCUUUCAAGUUUUAGUAAAAAUAUUAGAGUAAAUGAAACUUACAUGAGUAAGAUUGUAAAACUUUUUGAGAUGACUAUUCAAAGUAAUGGUAAAAUGGGAGAAGAAUUAUAUGAAAAUUGGUAAGAGAUUGUUAAUCAGGCUGAUUCAAUCAAUUAUUAACUAGGCACUCCUUUUAAUGAAUUCAUUAAAGAAUUUAGACCCAAUACAUUGGCAGAAUUAGACGAAUUGUAAAAUAGAAAAGCUGAAAGAAAGUAAACUAAGUUAUCGAUUGCCUGCCUUGAAAUUUGA